GGCUUGCUCAAAUGUUUGAAUCUCUCUUUGUGGCCAAGCUGUUACAGUAUUAUAGGCUCGUCAUUUCGGCCAACCACCAGACUCCGAAAUCCAUAUCCGGACAUUGGCUCACCUUCUGGAACCCGCGCAAUGUACGCAAUGUAGCGGGGCCAAGAACCAGCACAGCCCACUAAACUCCCCCAAGACUCUCGGCCAUUUCCAGAACAGCACCGUUCCAGCUCCCCGACGAAUUCUAGAUCUCGCAUCUGCAUGUCCUCAGGCCACUAUUUGAUGCUCCGGGAUUUCUUGUCAUCUUUGACACCCACGCUUUCGUUUCUCGUAGAACUCUGAUAUACAAACAGGUGCUACCGGCCUUUUUCUCUUUCCAAUAUUACGUUGGAGCGGCUGUUCGAAUCUGCAACUCUGCGAUCCUCGUUAACAAAGCGUCCUCCCGCCAACCAAGAUAAUGGAUCGCCAAACCAUCAUGGAGACCAAUCGGUCUCUUCGAAACAUCAAGAAUGAGCUCGAAAGCCUUCUCGAGAAAGGUGUCAUCAACGAAACCGCCUUCGACACCAUCCACUCCGCUCUCCCUGCCGAAACUCCUCUUCGAGGCGCUGCUUCUGGAAGUGCUGGCCAUUCUGCCAACCCGACACCGGCCCCGGCUGCAGCUGUUGUGACGCCUCCAGUUCAAGCUUUCCAGAACCUCAACGUCAAGGGCACCUCCCCGGCGCCUCCAUCAUACGACGACACUCCCGCGCCUGGUGUCCCCACCCGCUCGCCAGGCAAACCCGUUCUGGCCCAUGCCAGAGCCCUGUACCGCUACGAUGCCAGCGACGCUCGCGACCUGAGCCUGGAGAAGGACGACAAGAUCGACGUGUACGAGUACAUGAACCAGGACUGGUGGAUGGGUCGCAACCACCGCACCGGCAUGGAGGGUAUCUUCCCCCAGAACUACGUGUUUGUGGAACAAGAGCAGAAGGCUCCCGCUCCCGCUCCUGUAGCCUAUCCUCAGCAGCCCGUCUACGGCUACCCGGCUCCCUCAGGACCACCCGUGCAGCAGAACCCGUACAAUGCCAGCGUCCCGCCUAUGGCUAUAGCUGAGGGCGGCCAGCCUUCUCAGCAAGAAGGCGGCGGCAGCAAGGCCGGGGAGUACGGAAAGAAGUUUGGAAAGAAGCUUGGUAAUGCUGCCAUCUUCGGUGCAGGUGCUUCGAUCGGUAGCAACAUCGUCAACAGCAUCUUCUGAGGGAGAGGCAUGUGAUUAUACUUGGGGGACACAAGAGAUUGUGAUUGGUCCUUGAUUUUUCCAUCUUGCUAUUUGCCAUUUUUCAUCUGCUUCUUUUCAAUUUAUCCAACUGGUAAUGUAUGGCGUUCGGGUUGGGGUUGAGGUUUUACGCUGUAUUUGAAGAUGGGCAAAAUUAUUCUUCGCCUAUUCCUAGUGAUAGAGAGUGUCAAUAUGGCUUCUCUUUAGCUAGUUUAUAUAAUUUCAGAAGACUGAAUGGAAUUUUUAUAAACAGAGCAUGCG
Messenger RNA from Trichoderma asperellum CBS 433.97, 1501 nucleotides. RefSeq lists its product as uncharacterized. Gene Ontology annotation, cellular component: ESCRT-0 complex. Lineage: Eukaryota; Fungi; Ascomycota; Sordariomycetes; Hypocreales; Hypocreaceae. The record is from RefSeq and is a predicted model, not a curated record. Gene Ontology annotation, biological process: protein transport to vacuole involved in ubiquitin-dependent protein catabolic process via the multivesicular body sorting pathway. Gene Ontology annotation, molecular function: protein binding.